AUGAAUAAUAAUAACCAACCUCAACCGCCACCGCCUCAACAAAUGUUUAAUCAAACACCACAAAUGCCUUACCAACAACAACCCGGAGGAAGGAAUACAAAUCAACAACAACAAAUUCAUCAACAAAAUCUAGUGCAUCAACAACAAUCAAAUCAACAACAACAACCACAAUUUAAUGUGAAUAAUAUGUCUAAUUUCCCUCCACUAAUGAACCAACAACAGAUGCUAAAUGCUCAACAACAAUUACAACAACAACAAUCAUUAGAAAAUCCUGCAAUUACUACUAAUAUGCGCCCUGGGCUUCAAAGAAAUUCAAAUUUUAGUGCUAGUCCUAAUUCAAGUCAACCAAAUUCAGCAAAUUUACAAUAUAAUCCAAAUUCUAUGAUGCAAGGUUUAAACUCAGCUAAUAUACCAACUGGUUUAAAUUCUCAAACUCAAACACCGUCCAUGCCAAAUCAACCACAACCAUUUAUGAGAACUAAUGUCCAACCACAACAACCACAACAAAAGAAAAUUGUUAAUGGUGCCAAUAUACCCAAUCUACAACCAAAUAAUACAACUCAAGCAUUUGAUUCUCCACAACAAGCUUUUCAAAAUCAACCAAAAUCAACAAUGACACCAAUUCAAAAAGAAACCAUACCUGCAACAGUAACGAAUCCACAACAACAACAACAACAGCAACAAGAUAUAAAUUCACGUAAUGUCAAUAUAGAGAAUGAACAACUCCAGCAUGAAUUAAAUACAAGAAUAAUUAAACGUAAUUUAGGUAAUGCUGCAGCUAUGCGAAUAUUAGAUUUAGUUGAUUAUGUAUCGAAUGAAAGGUAUGAAUCUUUAUCCCAAUUAUCUUUUUGGCAAAGAGUUGUAUCUGCAUAUUUCCUACCCAAUGCAGUAAUCAAAUUCAAUACUAUAAAUUCAAAGAAUUUUCCCAAAAAAUACAAUAAUACAACAUUACAUGAUGCAACUGGUCUCAAUUUUGAUUUUUUAAAUUUAAAUAAAAUUAAUAACUCAAACAUUUCACAUCAAUUUGAAUUAAAUUCAAUUACAGCUCCUAGAUUUUUUGUAAGUUGUAUUAAAUCUGAAAAAAUUGUAUCAUUUCAUGUCAAUUUAGAAAAUUUAAAAUUUCAAGUGUUUAAUAAUGGAUCAAUUAUUGUUGUUUCCAAAUUUACAUUUAAUUAUGAAUAUCAAGAUGGUUCAAUUGCUAUUGUUAAAGGUACAUCUAAAUUUUUAAUGAGCCGAGAUUUAAGAAUUGAGUUUGCUGAUUUAAAUUGUAUUGAUUAUCAAACUUCAAUUGGGUUUGAUGCUUUGGAAAAUAUGUUUAAUGAUUGGAAAUCAAAAGAUUUGAAGAAACAAAAUCCAUUUAGUGAAGCAAAUCGAAAUUUUGACGCUGUUAAUGCUUGUACUACUUUUGGUAUUGAUGCAAAAGCAUUGAGAGUUUUACAAGUGGGUGAUAUAAUGUCGAGUUUAAAAUCUUUAAUGGAAUAUAGUGUGAUGACAAAUACAUUAUCUCCGAAAAAGGCAAUUGAAGCAAUGGUGAAUUCUCCAAAUAAUCAUCAACAAAUGGCUGCAGCAGCUGCUUUUCAAGCUCAAAUGGUAGCUGCUGUGAAUAAUCAUGGACAAUUUCAGCAACAACAACAGCAACAACAACCUAAUAAUUCUCAACAACCUCAAACCUCAUCAAAAUAA
This is a messenger RNA of Insectozyma verbasci, 1683 nucleotides long. The record is from the annotation of a GenBank genome assembly. Lineage: Eukaryota; Fungi; Ascomycota; Pichiomycetes; Serinales; Debaryomycetaceae.